This is a messenger RNA of Acinonyx jubatus (cheetah), 3064 nucleotides long. RefSeq names its product CKLF like MARVEL transmembrane domain containing 6 (gene CMTM6). Lineage: Eukaryota; Metazoa; Chordata; Mammalia; Carnivora; Felidae. The transcript is spliced from 4 exons. Gene Ontology annotation, cellular component: membrane. The record is from RefSeq and is a predicted model, not a curated record. Bases 98 to 646 code for a protein of 182 amino acids.
GGGGGCGGAGGCCCAGGAAGUGACGGCCCGGCCGGUGGUCCUUCUGGAGUCGGUGUAGUUCGCGGCGCCACCUGUGCGGCCUCCGCGUUCCUGGGCGAUGGAGAAUGGAGCGGUGUACGGCCCCACCACUGAGGAGAACCCGGGCCCUGCCAGGGGCGGCCGGAGCGGCCUGGCCGCCUACUUCUCUCUAGGCCGGCUUCGGUUGCAUCGGCGCCUGUUCAAAGUCUUGCAGCUGUUGCUGUCUCUGCUGGCCUUCGUCUGCGAGGAAGUCGUGUCACAAUGCACUUUGUGUGGAGGACUUUACUUUUUUGAAUUUGUGAGCUGCAGUGCCUUUCUCCUGAGUCUCCUCAUUCUGAUUGUGUACUGCACUCCAGUUUAUGACAGAGUCGAUGCUGUCAAAGUCAAGUCAUCGGAUUUCUAUAUUACUUUGGGCACAGGAUGUGUGUUUUUGUUGGCAUCCAUCAUUUUCGUUUCCACACAUGACAGGACCCCAGCUGAGACAGCUGCCACUGUGUUUGGAUUCCUAGCAAGUUUUAUGUUCCUGUUUGACUUUGCCAGUAUGGUCUGGGAGAAACAACAGGAGUCCCAGAUGAGAAAACCUGAGGCUACCAGGAGGACAGAGGCCACUGAACCACUUAAUGCUUAAGGACCUAGGGAAUAGGUGUUGCAUAAGGUAUCAGCUGCGUAAUGCCUGAGCCCUGGCACAAACUCUUGUAGAAUUUAUGUAAUGGUUAAACCACUUCUUUGGGGGAACAAGGGGAAGGGCAGGAAGGCACUUUUAUCAAUAUUGGACUCUGUGUCAGUCACCACAAAUUAGGCCAGAGAACUUUUUGUUUCAAAAAAAUAUAUAUUUAAAUAACAGUUAAAACUUCUGUCAAAUGAAAUGGUUUUGUUUCUGUUUCGGAGGACAGUUGUUUCUUUAAAUCACAUAGCUCAACUGAUGAUCUUUUAUUCUGUCAUUGAAAUACCCAGGCUUUACUGUAUCUCACUCAGCCUUAAAAUUAUAUUGUAAUGUUUUAGGAUAAUUAUUAUUAACUCUUUCUGAGACCUUUUCUAGCAUAAUAGAAACUGUAUGGGAGGUGUUGUUAUUUUAUACUUAGAAAAGAAACAAUAUCAGAAACCCUAUGUUUAUACUGCACUUUGUUGUUGAUAAGUGAAAAAAAAAAAAGAUUUUUUAUAUAAUAUAACACACAGAAAAAUGGAAGAAACUCUCAUGGCUAAGGACCAAAGAUAAAAAAAGAUACACUUCUUGAACAAUACAGUGAUUAUUAAAAAUAGGCUUCAACUGCUUACCACUGUCUGAAGAGAUAAGUUCAUACUGGGAGCUAGGAAUUCGUCCAUUCCCCUGUUGAUAUAUGGCUCUUCCUACCGAAGUUAAUACAGCUGUAUCAGUCUGUUCAGCGUUUUCUUUGAAGCCUACCCUCUUUUCAAAACCCCAGCUUUUGAUUUUUCAUCUAUUUGAGAUUCUCCCUUUUCUCUUUAUCCACAUGGUCCAUACACUGUUUCAUCAUCUGACAGGAGUCUCUGGCCGAUGGCGGUUGUCUUUAGGUAGUCCAAACUUUGGGGCCCUUUUAACUGCACAGAGUAUGCAGCGGGAUCUUUAGGUUUCUUGUUCCCACGUCGGGGAUUACUCUGACUUCUCUUUGAGGGAGACCUUCUUAAGGAAGUAUCUAGCAAAUCCUGUCCAGGUUAACCCUGAGGAUGGUGUAAGGGGCAGCCCAGCCAUUCCGCUUCAGACUCGUUCUGAUCGUUUGCAAGAAUGUCCUCUUGCUGGCAGGCUGUCUUAGAGCCAGCUGGCCAGGGCACUUGGUCCUUUCUGAGCAGUAGAUCUUUCUUGUCCUCCUCUUAGAAUUUUGACUCAGGACUCUGGUGUGAAGGCAGUAAGCCCACGUGUCAGGUACUUCAGGACUUUGGUGGAAGUCUCCGGGGCUAGGUGGACUCCUUCUGAAGGAGUGGAAUCGUGUUCCCACUGAGACCAUUUAAUGACCCUAUCCGUUUGAAAUUUCUCAUUUGUGUGUGUGGAUGUGGCAGGUGCGGUGGUCAGAGUUCAGCAGCACGGCCUCCCACGGCUGCUGCCCUCUCUUGAUGACUCAGGACUGUAUCCAUUUGUUCCCAAGUUUGGAUGCUAGUGCCCGUGGUGCUGUCACCACUACCCGCCUAGGGGAUAAUGAACCCGAUCACGGAUGCUGUCUUUACUGGGCGUACCAUCCACGAGAGGAGAAAUAGCUUGGGUCCUGGGCCCAAGAAUGAAGAGUGGUUCGAAGAUAAGUAGCGUAUGGUCAGCAAGUUCUGGAAUUUCACCCCUGACUGUACACUGUCAUUUUAAAUAUCAUCCAGACCCAGCUGGGCUUUCACAGCAAACCAUCCGGGCUACCUCAGGGUCCCCACGCGUGCACGGGCUUCGUUAAGUUUGAUGGGACGUGUCCCAGCUGGCCGCCUCCGUACAGCACGUCGGCAUCGAGCCGCAGCGCUGCUCGCUCUGAGGCUUGGCUUGCGUCUCUUUUAUUGGUGCAGAAGUGGGCCUCUUAGCUGCCACUUAACCUUCCCUUUGCAGAAAGAUAAUGUAUUUGCUGGUAUUUUGGGUCCCUCUGGAACUUUUCUUCAUCCUGUUCUCUAUGGGACCCAUGACUGAUUGGCCCCCCUCUUCUAUUGUAGAAGGAAUUCCAGUAAAAAGACCACGUGGUGAAUAAAAAAAGUUCAAGGAAAACUUGGGACCAAAACCCCUUUGAUGUCCGAAAAAGGGCAAACUCAAUAAACUGAAAUGUCACAUAAUUUUUUAUUAACAGCCAUGUUAGAUUUGUUAUAUUUUAUACAAAUAAACUGUUUAAAAUGGUUCUUAAAGAUUUUAAGAGAAAAUGCAUACAAUGUAAGAAUUUUAUAACUGCCAUACUUAAAUUAUGUUCUGCUUGGGGACUGGGAAAUGUAUUUUUACAUUGUUUGUAGCCAAUCGCUUUUGUAUUUAUCAAUUUAAGUCCUGUGGGUCUUUUUUCUUUUUUUUUUUUUAUCUCCCUCAAUGUCAAAUUUUGUAGUUUUCUUUUUAAAUAAAUCCGUUUUAUUGUCUACA